Molecule: messenger RNA, 1798 nt
Organism: Solanum dulcamara
Lineage: Eukaryota; Viridiplantae; Streptophyta; Magnoliopsida; Solanales; Solanaceae
Product: probable purine permease 5
Exons: 3
Coding region: 330-1439 (369 amino acids)
Cellular component (GO): membrane
Molecular function (GO): purine nucleoside transmembrane transporter activity
Source: RefSeq, a predicted model, not a curated record
GUUUGUCUAUUGCUUCUAUAUUUGUCAUCUCAAGUCUCAACAACCCCAAUCGGGCUGACCCGUAUUUUUCUUUGACCCGACCCGAUUGGUUCAGCCUGAUCUCCUCUCUCAACUACACUCACUUUCCACUGAGUUUUGGGUUCAUGCAGCAACCAUUGCUUAUUUCAGUUCCAGGUACUAUAAAUUUUUGUCCUCUGCUUUUAUGAUUGUCAUCUCAAGAACCCCAGUUGAAAAUCGGGCAGACCCGGAAUUUUCUUUGACCCGACCCGAUUAGUUCUGGCUGCUCUCCACUCUCAACUUCCUUUACUGUCCCCUGAAUUUUCUGAUUCAUGCAGCAACCAUUGGUUGUCUCAGUUCCAGAGGAAAUAAUGGAUGAAGCGCCGCCAUCAAAGUCAUUAUGGCAAUAUAUCUCAGCCUAUUGGACCAUGCUUUGUGAAAUGUAUUACAACAAGCCGAUUUCACAUUGGAUUCUUCUGUUUCUAAGUAGCAUGGGGAUGCUUGUUCCGUUCCCUGCUUCAAGCCUUUUGUCCCGUAUAUAUUUUGCAAAUGGUGGGAAGAGCAAGUGGAUAAUUUCAUGGGUUUCAGUUGCAGGAUGGCCUCUAAUCGCGAUAGUCCUGAUUCCCUCAUACUUCUUUCUUAAAGUGUUCCCGACGCCACUUGACUUAAAACUAACUUUAUCUUAUGUUGUAUUGGGAUUCUUGAGUGCUGCUGACAACCUCAUGUAUGCCUAUGCCUAUGCCUACCUGCCAGCAUCAACUGCUGCUCUUUUAGCCUCGACUUCACUGGUGUUUUCUGCAUUAUUCGGAUAUGUUCUCGUGAAAAAUACUAUGAAUCUAUCAAUUAUAAAUUCUAUCGUGAUCAUUACUGCUGCCAUGACGAUCAUUGCUCUUGAUUCUAGUUCAGACAGGUAUGGCUAUAUCACCGAUCGUCAGUACAUUAUUGGUUUUGUGUGGGAUAUACUGGGAUCUGCACUUCAUGGUCUGAUUUUUGCUUUGUCAGAGUUAGUGUUUGUGAAAUUACUCGGUAAAAGGUCUUUCCUUGUCGUUCUUGAGCAGCAACUCAUGGUUUCCCUCUUUGCCUUUAUAUUCACAACAAUCGGACUUGUUAUGAGUAACGGUUUCCAUGGGAUGAAAUCCGAGGCAACUACAUUCAAGGGUGGGGAAAACGCAUAUUACUCAGUUAUUGUUUGGGGAAUUAUCACUUUCCAGUUGGGAGUGCUGGGAGCCACGGCGGUUGUUUUCCUCUCAUCCACUGUCUUGGCUGGUGUCCUUAACGCUGUAAGAGUACCGGUUACUAGCAUUGCAGCUGUGAUAUUGUUGCAUGAUCCUAUGAGUGGUUUCAAGAUCCUGUCUUUGGUUAUUACAUUCUGGGGAUUUGGCUCUUACAUUUACGGUAGCUAUAGUCCCGCGAAAAAGGAAGCCCCAGGAACUAUUUCUUAGUUUUCGCGUUUUUGUCCAUUGAUAAAGGAUUGGAGAUCACAAAGUCUAUGUAUAUGUAUAUGUAUAUGUACUAGCUGGUUCAGUUGAAAUGGAACAACCAUUUCUACAACUGCAGGAACCUAUAUUUCUCAGACUCUUUAGAAGUGCUGAGGGGAGCAUGUCGAAUCCUCCAAACAUAGUACAAUUUUAGAGGAUCUGACACAAGUGCGGUAACAUUUUUAGGUUGAAACUAUGUACUUGUGGUUUUAGGUUGAAACUAUGUACUUGUGGAAGGUAGCAAAGAAAUUAUCCUUUCCUGCCAUUUCACUAUUCCAUUUAUACACAUGCUGUCCAACAAAUAUAGCAAGAUGUAUAACUUU